Messenger RNA from Malurus melanocephalus (red-backed fairy wren), 1128 nucleotides. RefSeq names its product phospholipid scramblase 1-like. The coding region runs from base 176 to 1060 and encodes 294 amino acids. Gene Ontology annotation, cellular component: plasma membrane. Gene Ontology annotation, biological process: plasma membrane phospholipid scrambling. Gene Ontology annotation, molecular function: phospholipid scramblase activity. The transcript has 9 exons. NCBI's taxonomy places the organism in Eukaryota, Metazoa, Chordata, Aves, Passeriformes, Maluridae. The record is from RefSeq and is a predicted model, not a curated record.
UCUCUCAGCAGGACCGGCAGUUUCCUGCCCGGAGCCGGCCCUGCCCCCUGCCCGCCCUGCAGCGCUGGGUGUUCCCAAACCAGACGGGCACGGGCACAGCGGGACAGCGGGACAGGGACAGCGGGACAGCGGAGCCUCGGCUCGGGAACGAACAACUGUAAGCAGRUCCACGACAAUGCAAGAACCUCAACCUGCCACAGCACCUACAGCCCCCUAUGGCUACCCUCAGCCUGUCCCUGGGCCUUACCAAGGUGCAAUGAACUAUGGAUUCCAGCCACARCCCAUGGGAGUCCCAGGUGGAUUUGUCGUUCCCCCUGUCCAGAACCAGCCCCCCAUGGAUGGGACAAUCUGGAUGCCCAUCCCUCCUGCUAUUCCCAACUGCCCUCCUGGACUGGAAUACCUCACACAGAUUGACCAGGUAUUAAUUCAUCAGCAACUUGAACUUCUUGAGACUCUCUGUGGCCUUGAAACAAACAACAAAUACGAGAUCAAGAAUUCACUGGGGCAAAGGGUGUACUUUGCAGAAGAGGACGAUUCGUGCUGUUACAGGGACUGCUAUGGCUCAUCACGGCCCUUCACCAUCAGACUGACAGACAGCCUGGGCCAUGAGGUGAUAACGCUGCACAGACCUGACCGAUGUUCUUCCUGCUGCUGCCCCUGUUGUUUAGAGGAGCUGGAAGUCCAGGCGCCUCCAGGAACAGUGGUUGGUUAUGUUGUCCAGAACUGGCAUGCCUGCCUACCAAAGUUCACCAUUCAAGAUGCAAAAAAAAUGGACAUACUGAAAAUUCUUGGCCCAUGUACUACUGAGUGCAGCUGUUGUGAGGAUGUUAAUUUUGAGGUUAAGUCUUUGGAUGAGACUUUAAGUGUUGGGAUGAUUACAAAGCAGUGGACUGGUAUUAUGAAGGAAUUGGAUAAAGAUGCAGAUAACUUUGGAAUCUCAUUUCCAAUGGACCUUGAUGUGAAGAUGAAAGCUGUCAUGAUUGGUGCUUGCUUCCUUAUCCAAUUCAUGUUUUUUGGGCAUGCUAGUGAGCUCGCUCGCUAUACAUCAGGAGUUUGGUAACAAAAUCUAGAUGUACUGUAAAGAAGGAAGAAGAAUGUGGAUYUCCCAGCUSUCCAGCUCCAGUAAGA